Messenger RNA from Bipolaris victoriae FI3, 693 nucleotides. RefSeq lists its product as hypothetical. The transcript has 5 exons. Lineage: Eukaryota; Fungi; Ascomycota; Dothideomycetes; Pleosporales; Pleosporaceae. The record is from RefSeq and is a predicted model, not a curated record. Bases 1 to 693 code for a protein of 230 amino acids.
AUGAGGGAUGAUGGAACUUUCGAUCUCAAUUCUUUGAGAGAAGCACUCAACGUUGGGCAACCGCGUCCCGUACCUACUCUAGCUCAGACCGAAAAAAACAUCCUCUACGAGGCGGACCAGUCCCGAACCGUACCGAUGAGCAGAAAGCCCGUGACUUUGAGGUUGGAUUCUUGGGCGAACAAUAUGCUCCCUGGAUUCACAGGAGAGGUUAAUUGGACUAGUUCUUUGCGCACUCGCGCCGGUUUCCCGGCCUUUGGCCGCGAAAUAUCAGACUUUACCUAUUUAGAUACAGAGGGUGCGCUUACCCAUCAAUUCAUGCAGACACAGCAUCACCAUGAAGUACCAGAUUGGCUCAAUACAUGCUGCAACGGUGGCAAUGUGCCACGAUAUCGCAUAGAGGUCAAGAGCACAACUAGCCGAGACGCAACCACUCCUUUCUAUAUGAGUGAAAAUCAGCACAAGUUGGUAAAAAAGCUGCGCGUCACCUCGGAGACGCCUUCUGAAAUCUACAUUAUCUUGCGAGUCUUUGGUUUGAAUGCAUUAGAAGAAGGGACGCAACAUCAGCCACAAUGGAAAGCGUAUAUGGAUCCGUACAGUCUAGUCAAACAUAAAGCUACUGAUUUCAGACGACCGUCGCGUUGGCAUCGUGUAGAUGGUUUGGGAGUUCACUCUAAGAGUGAGCCCAUUCAAUAG